Clunio marinus is the source of this 2293-nucleotide messenger RNA. NCBI's taxonomy places the organism in Eukaryota, Metazoa, Arthropoda, Insecta, Diptera, Chironomidae. The record is from the annotation of a GenBank genome assembly.
GUAUUUUUAACGACGUCGUUUAUACUGAAAAUCAUAACAAUAUAUUUUUUUUAUUAUACAUCUCUCGCGAGCCACGGAGUUUUUUAUUCGAUCUACCUUUUAAUUUCUCCUGUUUUAUCAGUUUUAUUUUUGGGAACGAUAAAAGAGAAUAAUAAGGAAGUAUUCAUGGAAAUUACAUUUUUUUGAUUUUUCGUGUUCUCGUCUGUGGAUGAAAUUGUGUUGCACAAAAAGGAUAUACGAUAAGAAAUCAUUUUCGGUUUUUUAAUAUCGAGCUCAAGAAAAGCAAGAAAAGUCUCAUUCUUCCGGCGAUCUAUUGGGUGAGACCGAAUCGUAGUAUUUACUGCCUGGUGAAAAAUUACUUUUCGAUCAACACAACUUCAAGAAAAGAAUAUUAAGGAAGAAUAGCAAAAAAAAAGUUGCACCAUCAUUCAUAAUCCUUUUGGUGGUGAAAGGAGCUGGGACAUUGUAAAGUGCUACGAAGAAAAUGGAUCGAGUUGCAAUUAUUUUAUCAUAGCGCGCCAAAUAAUUGUCAUCGGAUCCUUUAACCAUCCACAACGCAUACAAAUGUAUACAAGAAUUAAAAUUAUUUAAGUGAUACGCAAAGAAAGAAAAUUAAAGAAAAAAAUAAAAUAAAAUAAAAAUUAUACGAGAAAAGGAAAAUUUUUGGUGAUAACAAGAAAAUAUUUUUGCUGAAAGAAAUAAUUAAAUAUUAGUGACAUGAACAAACUCAAGACUUAGGUUUUUAUGUUGUGCAAAAUAAAAGAUUUAAUCACAAUUUGAUAAUACAUGUUGUAUACGGUAUUCGCGCGAAAUAAAAUUAAAGAAUUCUAAUAUAAAGCUGAAAAUUAAAUUUCAAGUUAAUUAGUACAUCACGAUGUUCAACGGGAAGUAUGAAAUAUCCGUGAUAUCAUAAAAAGAUUUUUGUAAUCAACCACUGCAUGCAUUCAAAGACACUAUCGAAAAACGGAGUUCGCUUCUCGUUUCGAGUGUUUUUUUUGAGGAGUGCACAGCUGAUUGCAGAAAAUUAAUUACACAAAGUGGUUACACGUUACAUUCGCGGAACGAUAUUUUCUCGCUUUUCAAUAGACACAAAAAAGUAACAUUUAAUUAAAUACGAGAAGACGGGAAUGAAUUAAAAGGUGUGUGUUAAUUGUGUGAUUACAACAAUAGCUCGACGAGGAUUUAAUUUACAUUUCGCAUAAAAUUCUCCAACUGAUAGCGCUUGAGCUUUACAUGGUGAUUUAUGCAAAUUCAUUUGUCAUCAUCAUAGAAGAAAAAUUACAAUUUUUGUGUGUGUCGGUCAAGUGCAAAAAUAUAAUUAAUUGAGUUGAGAGAAGAGUAGCUGCCACACAGUAAAAAGAAUAAAAAAAAUUACUAGCGAGUGAUUCAAUUAAUAAAAAGCAGCUCAGCAGAAAAUCUUUUAUCACCGCAAGCAGUGAAAUUCUUAUAAAGUGGCCACAGACUUUGCCGCUCCCCGAGCAGAAAUGGCUCAACCAAGGUAUGAUGACGGCUUACAUGGCUACAUGGAUGCCAGUGCCGCAGCAAUGUACGAUCCACAUUCCGGACAUCGACCCGGUCUUCCGGGCUUACCACCACAUCACUCACCACAUAUGAAUCAUGCUGCUGCCGCUGGUAUGCACGGUUAUCAUGGAACACCUAGUCAUGUAUCACAAGCAACAAAUCAUAUGGGUGCUGUUCAACCAGACAAACGUGAUAAAGAAGCUAUUUAUGGACAUCCACUCUUUCCACUAUUGGCAUUAAUAUUCGAGAAAUGUGAACUCGCGACAUGUACACCCCGCGAGCCAGGCGUUGCCGGUGGCGACGUAUGCUCAUCAGAUUCCUUCAGCGAAGAUGUUGCCGUUUUCAGCAAACAGGUAAGAGUUUUACAACUUUUUCCACUCAUAAACUUGCGACGGAAUUUAAAUAGUCUUUCUUGUAAGCUUGAAGUGUUGUGCAGCUCAAUCGAUAACAAAAACAAGAAGCAAGCGACGAUAUUCAUUGAACAUGUUUCUUAACAAAAUAAUAAAAAAAUUCUUAUCGAUAAGUCCGCAAAAAAAAAAGAGAAAUACCAACAAGAAAGCAAAUAUCAAUCGUUUUGUAAUUUGAUUUCGUGUAAUAUUUUGAUGUUCACUUAUCUAGUUAAAAAUAAAAACGAAAAUUCUUUCAUUUCUAGUAAUCAGUCCACAGCAAGUCUGGUAGCAUUGCGUAGUGACAAAAACAUUAAAUUUUCACGUUAGAUAUUUCUCUUACUUAUCUGACAUUAAUGGAAUAUAAAAAUGUUUGUAAUUUGUCG